This is a messenger RNA of Prunus avium (sweet cherry), 3443 nucleotides long. The record is from RefSeq and is a predicted model, not a curated record. NCBI's taxonomy places the organism in Eukaryota, Viridiplantae, Streptophyta, Magnoliopsida, Rosales, Rosaceae.
GUGACGCCUGUCCCAAAAACCUCCCCACCUACAACUCUCUCUCCAUACACCAUUAUAAAAACCAACCCACCAUUCCAUUUAUUCACCCUUCUUGCUUCACUGUCACCCCCGCUAUAGCUACUUGUUCAACCCACCCAACGCCACCUCUUCAUUUCCCUCUCAAACCCAUCGCCACUUCACAACCAUGCAACUUUUCUGCUCAUCAUUAUUAACACCACCUUUUUCACAGUCUGAUUUUGUUCUUCUUUUGAUUCCAGCCCUUCUGCUCUUAGGCCUGGUCCUCCAAUGGCGCCACCCCAAACACAAGCGCCUGCCCCCUGGCUCAAUGGGCUGGCCUUAUAUUGGAGAGACUCUCAGGCUUUACACUGAAAACCCAAAUUCAUUCUUCUCCAGCAGGCAAAAACGGUAUGGAAAUAUAUUUAAGACCCAUGUUUUGGGGUGCCCCUGUGUGAUGAUUACAAGCCCAGUAGCAGCAAGAAUGGUUCUUGUGAGCCGGGCGCAUCUGUUUAAACCAACUUAUCCAAGAAGCAAAGAGAGAAUGAUAGGACCAGAAGCCAUAUUUUUCCACCAAGGGGCCUACCAUGCAAGUCUGAAGAAGCUGGUUCAGGCUGCCCUUUUGCCCUGUGCAAUAAAAGGGUCAGUUUCAGAGAUUGAGCAAAUUGUUCUGAGGCUUCUACCCACUUGGGAAAACAGCAGCAUCAACACUUUGCAAGAGAUGAAGAGGUUUGCUUUUGAUGUGGCAAUGAUUUCAGCCUUCGGCAACAAUAGGGACUUUGAAAUGGAAGGAAUUAAACAUCUGUAUCAAUGCCUUGAGAAGGGCUAUAAUUCUAUGCCUCUUGAUCUACCUGGAACUCCUUUUCACAAAGCCAUGAAGGCAAGGAAGCUUCUCAAUGAGACAUUGAGGGGAUUGAUAGCGAAGAGAAGGAAGAGUGAUGAGGAAGAAAGUGGUGGCUUGCUGAGAGUACUGUUGGGAAAGGACCAGAAUAAGCCUAACCUGCAGCUUAGUGAUUCUCAAAUUGCUGACAAUAUCAUUGGGGUUAUCUUUGCCGCUCAUGACACUACUGCAAGUAUCCUAACAUGGCUCAUCAAAUAUCUGCACGAUAAUGCCGAUCUCCUAGAAGCUGUCACUAGAGAACAAGAAGGAAUUCGACGCAAAUUAUUCGCUGAGAAUCGUGGGCUUACGUGGGAUGAUACUAGACACAUGCCUUUAACAAGUCGGGUGAUUCAAGAAACUCUAAGAACAGCAAGUAUACUGUCGUUCACAUUCAGAGAAGCAAUGGAAGACGUGGAGUUUGAGGGUUAUUUUAUCCCUAAAGGUUGGAAGGUGCUGCCUCUAUUCAGAAGCAUUCAUCACUGUGCAGAUUUCUUCCCUCAUCCCGAAAAAUUUGACCCUUCAAGAUUUGAGGUGCCACCAAAACCAAACACUUUCAUGCCGUUCGGGAAUGGCGUGCAUUCUUGUCCAGGCAAUGAACUGGCCAAGCUUGAGAUGCUCAUCCUCCUCCACCAUCUCACCAUUGCUUACAGGUUCUCUCUCUCUCUCUCUCUCUCUCUCUCUCUCUCUCUCUCUAAUAAAAUAUGCUAUUAAGGGUGUAGUUCAGUGGAAAAGGACCUUAAUUUGCAGAUUAGUAGUCUUAAGUUCGAAUCUCCAUGACACCUUUUUGUAGUUUAGACUAUUGCUUGUAUUUAAAUAAAAAUAAAAACUAUUAAUUACUGAAAUUAAAGCACAUUGUCAACAAAAUUCAUUGGGUUACAUUCCUGUUGAUAUUUAUGCAAUUAUUUCUUUUCUUUUUGGGUUUUGGGUAAAAGUCAUUUGUCCCCCUCUUAGUUGACUAGAGGGUAGCGGGAAGUGGCCGGGGAAUGAUUGGUGGUCCAAUGGUCCUUCCCUUAGGCUGUGGAAGUGGUCCUCAGUAUCAUCGACAGGGCGAGUGGGCAUUUUAUAGUGUUUUUUUUCCUUAUUCUCAGUGAGUGUGCUGAGUAGAAAACUGGGUCACCAUAUGUCAUAUACACCCAAAUAUAGAUUUUCAUUUGCGUGCUAAAACACGUGGCAUGCAUGCGCCUACCAUUAUUCAAGCAUUAUUUAAUCCUGACUUCUCAAGUUUGCAUGAGAUAUAUGCUACUAAUCUCCAACAUGGACCUCUAUUAUCUUUACAAGUUCUCAAAUUCAAUGUGUCAAAAUUGAAGCAAGCUUUAAAAAUAAAAAGCCACCCAACAGCCCUCCUCCAGCGGCUCCUCCCUCCAUUGCCAGUCGCGCGAGUCGCACUCAUGCGAUUGGCAUUAAUCUGUGCAUGCGUAUUCACGUAUAUAUGCGUAUAUACAGACAUACAUACAUAUAUGUACGUAGUCUUUUGAUUAAGAUUUCAACCAGUAGAUUAAAAUAUUUUUCUUUAUACCAAUUUACGCAUGUAAACCUUGCACAAAGGGAUAUCUAGACAGUUCAUUUUAUGUCAUGAGUAACAAACUCAACAGAAUCAAUAAUACGUAUACAGUUUUGUGUAAAGCCUAUACAAUUUUGUCUGUACGAGGAUCAAAAGCCUUUUUCUUUGGUCAACUUUCUAGUACACAUCCAUCAAUUUUUUUCGUACAUGUAGGACCUGCCCUUAACCCUAAUCAACUAUCAUCAAGACAGACAGAGACAACCCUUUUAGUGAUAUUAGAUUGUGAGACGGCUCUCCCAAUCCCACCCUUUUUUCCCAAAUCUCUAGUCUCAUCAGCUGGCUAGGCCUUACAUGAGUCAUUAGCCUCUACAAUUUUACCAAUUCUAUUCAUAAUAUUUCACAUCGAGAGUUUAAUUGCAUGUAAUCAAUCAAACUUGGAGAGUUUAGUUAAUCUGACUGCCGAAUAAGAGAAUAUUUCCGUAUAUGCUAUUCCAUUCGAAAACAUCAUACUGAGACAGACAAUUAGCCAGCUGUGUGCUCAGUCUAGACGGAAUGGCUAUGAAACAUAUUUGGUUUGCCAGCUGUAGACAUGGUGGUCACCACAGCUCUCUCUUCUGCAUGUUUUACACCACAACUCUCUCUUCUGCAUGUUUUACACCACAACAUCACAAGUUGUCUACAUCAACUACAUAUAUAUAUAUAUAUCCUUAUAGCCUCAUGCUUUUGUUAGCAUCAUUAGCUACUACACUACUUUUGUUGGGUUCUGGCUAAGCAAACUAAAAGUUUGACAUUGUUAUUGAUUAUAACCGUGAUAUUUGGCAAUGUGAUUGCUACCAACCAAGUGGUUGAUGGCUUCUGUAGAUUUUUCUUUUUGGUAUCAGAAUGAGGAAUGCUAAGCUCAGUUGCCCAUGUAUAUGGAUGAUCUAUAAUCUGUUGAUGCAUGUGAGUCUCAUAGUGUACGAACGACUCAUAGUCACAUGCGUGCCUCGGAUGACUGACCCUGGCAAAAUUGAUAGCGGUAUAUACAUAUAAGCUUUUAUUUUGGCUAAUUUUUGUAUGAUUGGCAUU